CAUAAAACCAGAAAAUAAAAAAACAAAAAAAACAAAGGAAAAUAGAAAAACACUAAAAAGAAGAAAAGAAAACCCCAGGAUUGUUCAUUCCUCUCUCAGGCAAGUUUGGCGACACCGAUCUCGCUAUAAAACUAUAAUUUGAUCUAACGAAAUGUCUCGAUUAAUUCAGUAUUCGAGACUCUCGCUCCCCAGAUUCUCUAUAGCCGCAUCAACAAAUGGGCGUUUUUUCUCUUCUGGUCCUGAUAAACCUACGGGCCCUAAUGUUUAUGUAAAACCUAAUAAAAUUGAGGAAGCGGAGACAGUCGAAGUGCCUCCUCCUCCAACAGAGAAGUUGCUUGUGCUUGGGGGAAAUGGAUUUGUUGGUUCUAAUGUCUGCAAGGAAGCUUUGAAUCGUGGUUUGACUGUCGCUAGCCUCAGCAGGUCAGGAAGACCCUCGAUACAAGAAUCAUGGGCUAACAGAGUAAUGUGGCAUCAAGGUAACCUUUUUUUGACUGAGUCGUGGAAGGAUGCGCUGAAGGGAGUUACAUCAAUUAUUUCUUGUGUUGGUGGGUUUGGUUCCAAUUCACAGAUGUACAAAAUCAAUGGAACUGCAAAUAUUAAUGCUAUUAGAGCUGCUUCAGAAGCAGGUGUAAAGCGGUUUGUAUAUAUCUCUGCUGCUGAUUUUGGCCUCGUGAAUUAUCUUCUCCAAGGAUAUUAUGAAGGAAAGCGAGCCGCUGAGACAGAGCUACUCACCAGGUAUCCAUACGGAGGAGUAAUAUUGAGGCCGGGAUUCAUUCAUGGAACUCGUCGUGUUGGGAGCAUGAAGUUACCACUUGGUGUCAUUGGUUCUCCUUUGGAGAUGGUUCUCCAGUAUACUAAAGCUCUGAACCAGAUUCCCCUUGUUGGUCCUCUAUUAACCCCGCCUGUUAGUGUCAAUUCUGUGGCUAAGGUUGCCGUGAGAGCCGCGACUGACCCUGUAUUCCCUCCGGGCAUCGUUGAUGUUUACGGGAUCCAACGGUACGGCCAGCAGCAGAGAUGAAACUUUCUUUUUCUCCAGACUGCUUAUUUUGAGGCCGCAAUAAUAGAAUUGCUAGUUUAUUAUAAGUGAGAUGAUGGCUGAAUGUAAUAAAGAGACGUUAUGUAACUCCACAAAUAUCAAAUUUUAGUAUUUCUUGUUA
Molecule: messenger RNA, 1157 nt
Organism: Salvia hispanica
Lineage: Eukaryota; Viridiplantae; Streptophyta; Magnoliopsida; Lamiales; Lamiaceae
Product: NAD(P)-binding Rossmann-fold superfamily protein
Cellular component (GO): mitochondrion
Molecular function (GO): protein-containing complex binding
Source: RefSeq, a predicted model, not a curated record